Molecule: messenger RNA, 708 nt
Organism: Puccinia graminis f. sp. tritici CRL 75-36-700-3
Lineage: Eukaryota; Fungi; Basidiomycota; Pucciniomycetes; Pucciniales; Pucciniaceae
Exons: 2
Coding region: 74-388 (104 amino acids)
Source: RefSeq, a predicted model, not a curated record
CAACAUUAAAUUCGGACAGAACUUUUAACUAGCCACGUGCCGACCAGGACCGGUCGCAUUUGAUUCGUUGAACAUGGGUGUUCAAAAGAAAAAACUUACUCGUCUGGAAAGACGAGCUCAACCGAUGCAGGAUGUCGUUCCACAUGAACCUCCCAUGACCAACGAAGAUUCAAGAAAUCCAACGCCUACAUCUACAUCUACCAUUAAAAACUCGAAACAACUCGACCUCAAGGACAGCCGAACAACUAGAAAACCAAAAGCUAUGAGUAACAAACAAAAGUUGAAGAUUCAAAGGGGCGUCGAAAUCUCCGAUCGAAUCCAAAACAAAACAUCCAAAAAACACGCAAGAAAAGAGAAUCGUCAAGCAGCCAAGAAGAUUUACGAAUAACCGAGAGCACACGUAAAUACAUUUAAUCGCUUGCAAUGUAUCCACCCGGACAGAACUACAAGUAAAUCGACUACACCAAUCUAAAAACUACUCCAGAGACUCUUUAGAAAAAAAAUUAUGUAAAAGAGAGUCUUAACUGCAGUCAGCUUGAACAGUUCAUUCGUUUCAAAUCUAUCCCUUCCGAUACGCGUCUUUUUCGCAAUAGGAUCAAAAUGUUCAUGCUCCGAGAUAUGUUCUUUGUUACAAAUAUCAUCCAAAUUCAGCUAAUUUAUAUACCGGUAUCUCGAGCUUGAUGCUCUAUUUUUGCGCUUGAAUUCGAG